Parathielavia appendiculata is the source of this 734-nucleotide messenger RNA. RefSeq lists its product as uncharacterized. The coding region runs from base 175 to 666 and encodes 163 amino acids. NCBI's taxonomy places the organism in Eukaryota, Fungi, Ascomycota, Sordariomycetes, Sordariales, Chaetomiaceae. The transcript is spliced from 2 exons. The record is from RefSeq and is a predicted model, not a curated record.
ACAUUUGGGAAAUGGACGGCGUUUCAGGAGCGGAUGGUCACAAAACGAACGGGAAUGGAGCGAGCAGAUGAGAUUUGCUCGUGAUGUGUGUUUUAGUAUUCGGCGUUGCUAGGCUAAUGGAUUCUAGACGACGGAUUCCUUGCCGUGAAGCUGGCGAGCUGUCUAACCAAAUCGAUGAUUCCGCAUAAGAGCGUCGGGAGUCCCAUCCGCCAGACUCACAGACCCGCCCUUCGAUAUUUGCGAGCCGCUGAAACACGAAUGAAUUACUGUCAAAGCCGGCCCAUAUCUUGGUUUCGGAUCCUCCUCUCCCCGAAAUCGAAGAGGCCACCCAAAGCGCCGGGUCUUGUCGUGGAUCGGGGGAUUUGUCAUGCGUGUCCGGUAUUUCCGCCCCCAGGAAGGGACCGCCUAACUUGGAAAGUUCCAAACAAGCGUCAUCUAGGUCGUCGAGCGAGGUCCGACAUGGGGAAAGCUGACUAUUUGUUCCGAAGAGAAGGGUGGUCGGAAAGCUGGCUCCGUUGCUCCCCAAAUCCAUGUGGCCCACUUGCUCGGCAACCCUUCAGUGCUGCCUACGAAGAAAACCCCUCACUUAGGCCUAGAAGGAGACCAAAGUGGCUUAGUACUCAGUCACCUUCUGUCUCUGCUGAGGCGGAGUGUGGGAACCCCUAGAGUGAGUCCUCUGUCUCCCACCAGGCCAGCCUACAUGCGUAUGCAGCCAAACUGACAUGACACAAUGU